This is a messenger RNA of Sardina pilchardus (European sardine), 4604 nucleotides long. RefSeq names its product glutamate receptor, ionotropic, N-methyl D-aspartate 2A, a (gene grin2aa). Gene Ontology annotation, cellular component: plasma membrane; NMDA selective glutamate receptor complex. The transcript is spliced from 12 exons. Bases 1 to 4392 code for a protein of 1463 amino acids. Gene Ontology annotation, biological process: monoatomic ion transport; long-term synaptic potentiation; excitatory postsynaptic potential. Gene Ontology annotation, molecular function: NMDA glutamate receptor activity. The record is from RefSeq and is a predicted model, not a curated record. NCBI's taxonomy places the organism in Eukaryota, Metazoa, Chordata, Actinopteri, Clupeiformes, Clupeidae.
AUGGGGUUCUCCAAGUUGGCACUUCUGACCCUUCCAGCCCUCUUGGCCCUGAUCAGCCUGUCUCAUGAGGCGGAGAAGGUGCCCAUACUGAACAUUGCAGUGAUCCUGGGACGCACGCGCUACAUCUCCGACAGGGAUAUCCGGGCCCUGUGGAGCAAGGAUGACCCCAUCGACGUCAACGUGGUUACCCUGCUGGUGAACGAGACGGACCCAAAGAGCAUCAUCACCCACAUGUGCGACCUCAUGUCGGGCACCAAGAUCCACGGGGUCGUGUUUGGGGACGGCACCGACCAGGAAGCCAUUGCCCAGAUUUUGGAUUUUAUUUCCUCCCAGACGUUGAUACCCAUCCUUGGGAUCCAUGGAGGAUCGUCCAUGAUCAUGGCGGACAAGGACGUGAAGUCCACGUUCUUCCAGUUCGGAGCGUCCAUCCAGCAGGAGGCGCUCCUGAUGCUCAACAUCAUGGAGGAGUACGACUGGCACGUCUUCUCCAUCGUGACCAGCAAGUUCCCCGGCUACCUGGACUUCAUCACCAUCCUCAAGACCACGGUGGAGAACAGCUUCGUGGGCUGGGACCUGCAGCACAUCAUCACGCUGGACGCGGUCGACGGCGACAGCAAGUCGCAGAUCAUGCUCAAGAAGGUCCAGUCGCCGGUCAUCCUGCUCUUCUGCUCCAAGGACGAGGCCGUCUACAUCCUGGAGGAGGGCCGCUCGCUGGGGCUCACCGGCUACGACUACAAGUGGAUCGUGCCCAGCCUGACCACGGGCAACCCGGACAUCACCCCGGACGAGUUCCCCUCUGGGAUGGUGUCCGUCUCCUACGACGACUGGGACUACCCCUUGGAGGCGCGCGUGCGCGACGGCCUUGGGAUUAUUACCACGGCGGCGGUGGCCAUGCUGGAAGAGUACGGGGACAUUCCGGAGGCCAAGACCAGCUGCUAUGGCCCCAUGGAGAAGGCCAAGUUGCCAGCCAGCGCUUUGCACAAGUACAUGAUGAACGUGACCUGGGACAACAGGGACUUGUCCUUCACGGAAGACGGCUACCAGGAGCACCCCAAGCUGGUGGUCAUCGUCCUCAACAAGGACAGAGAGUGGGAGAAGAUGGGUAAGUGGGAGAACCGGACCCUGACGCUGAAGUUCCCCGUGUGGCCGCGCUACAACGCGUUCGGCGACGCCGAGCCCGACGACAAUCACCUGAGCAUCGUGACGCUGGAGGAGGCGCCCUUCGUCAUCGUGGAGAACGUGGAGCGGCGCACCGGCACCUGCAUGAGGAACUCGGUGCCCUGCCGCAAGUACAUCAAAGACAACACGACUGAGGGAGGCGGGACCUACAUCAAAAAGUGCUGCAAGGGCUUCUGCAUCGACAUCCUGAAGCGCAUCGCCCGGAACGUCAAGUUCACCUACGACCUGUACCUGGUGACCAACGGCCGGCACGGCAAGAAGAUCAACAACGUGUGGAACGGCCUGGUGGGAGAGGUGGUGUACAAGAAGGCUGUGAUGGCUGUCGGCUCAUUGACGAUCAAUGAGGAGCGAUCCGAGGUCAUUGAUUUCUCCGUCCCCUUCGUGGAAACAGGGAUUAGCGUGAUGGUAUCCCGGAGCAACGGCACCGUCUCCCCGUCAGCGUUUCUGGAACCUUUCAGUGCAUCCGUGUGGGUGAUGAUGUUUGUGAUGUUGCUGCUGGUCACCGCCAUGGCUGUCUUCCUAUUCGAGUACGUCAGCCCACUGGGAUUCAACAGGAACCUGGCCCAGGGCAAAGACCCGCACGGCCCCUCGUUCACCAUGGGCAAGGCGGUGUGGCUACUCUGGGGCCUGGUGUUCAACAACUCCGUGCCGGUGCAGAACCCCCGAGGCACCACCAGCAAGUUCAUCGUGUCUGUCUGGGCCUUCUUCGCUGUCAUCUUCCUGGCCAGCUACACUGCCAACCUGGCCGCCUUCAUGAUCCAGGAGGAGUUCGUGGACCAGGUCACUGGUUUGAGUGACAGGAAGUUCCAGAGCCCGUACUCCUACUCGCCCCCGUUCCGCUUCGGGACCGUCCCCAACGGGAGCACGGAGAGGAACAUCAGGAAGAACUACCCGGACAUGCACCAGUAUAUGGUCAAGUACCACCAGACCGGGGUGCAGGAUGCACUGGUCAGCCUUAAGACUGGUAAACUGGACGCGUUCAUCUACGACGCGGCCGUGCUGAACUACAUGGCCGGCCGCGACGAGGGCUGUAAGCUGGUCACUAUCGGCAGCGGCUACAUCUUUGCCACCACUGGCUACGGCAUCGCCCUGCAGAAGGGCUCCUACUGGAAACGGGAGGUGGACCUGGCCAUAUUAGCCAUCAUUGGAGAUGGUGAGAUGGAGGAGCUGGAGGCCCAGUGGCUGACCGGCAUCUGCCACAACGAGAAGAACGAGGUGAUGAGCAGCCAGCUGGACGUGGACAACAUGGCGGGCGUCUUCUACAUGCUGGCCACCGCCAUGGGCCUGAGCCUCAUCACCUUCGUGUGGGAGCACCUGUUCUACUGGCGCCUGCGCUACUGCUUCACCGGGGUCUGCUCCGGCACGCCCGGCCUGCUCUUCAGCAUCAGCAGGGGCAUAUGGAGCUGCAUCCACGGCGUGCACAUCGAGAUGAAAAAAAAGUCCUCCGACCUGGACUUCAGCCCGCAGGCCAACAUGCUGAAGCUGGUCAAGUCGGCCAAGCAGAUGACCAACAUGACCAAUUUGAGCGCCUCGCGCAUCAACUCGCCCAAGCGCGCCGCCGAGUACAUGCACUCGGCCAGCCCCAUGAUCAUGGACAUGAUGGCGGAGAAGGGCAACUUCAUCUACACCGACAAUCGGAGCUACACCCCAAAGGACAUGAUCUACGGCGACACUGGCGACCUGCAGACCUACCUGGCCAACCGCCACAAGGACCACCUCAACAACUACAUUUUCCAGGGCCAGCACCCCCUCACUCUGAACGAGACCAACCCCAACACGGUGGAGGUGGCUGUGAGUGCCGACGCCACGCAGACUAACGCCAAGCCCCGGGCCCUGUGGAAGAAGUCGGUGGACACCAUGAGGCAGGGCCCGGGCCCCGACACCUUGGCCCCGGACCCCCGGCUGUCCAUGAAGAGCCAGCGGUACCUGCCGGAGGACGCGGCCCACUCCGACAUCUCCGACUGCUCCAGCAGGGCCGCCUCGUACAAGGAUCCGGACAACGGCAAGCACCUGAAGCCCAAGGACAACUUAAAAAAAAGAUCGAUGACGUCAAAAUACCCUAGGGAUUGCAGCGAGGCCGAGCUGUCCUACUUAAAGACUAAGCAGGGCGCGCCGACUCGCGACAAAAUCUACACCAUCGACUCUGACCGGGAGCUGAGCCUGCACUCGGAUCCGCUGCACUACAGGGAGAGCCGGGGCCUGGCCGCCGACGAUUUGGACUUCCCCGAGAUGUACUCCGACCACAACGACAACUACCGCAAGUGCGACCAGCCCAUCAUCCACCUCAACAGCAGCCCCCUGCACCACGGCGACUCCGACCUGCUCCCCGACAACGCCUACAACAAGCACUACAGCAGCGUCAAGGACAAGAGCAUGAGCCCGCACGAGAGCAACGACCACUACAAGCAGACGCACUGCCGCAGCUGCCUCUCCAAGGUGCCCAACUACCCCGCCGCCACCCCCGGGCCGUACACGGGCCCCCUCCGCUCCCCCUACAACCGCUGCGAGGCGUGCCUGCACAUGGGCAACCUCUACGACAUCAGCGAGGACCAGAUGCUCCAGGAGGCCAUCCUCAGCCCCAGCAUGCACCAGGCCGACGACAUGUUCGGCAGCUACUGGCCGCAGACGGACGGGCCGCACGUCCAGAAGCGCAACCGGCUGCGGCUCAGCCGCCAGCACUCCUUUGACAAUAUCAUGCUGGAGAAGCCCAAGGAGAUCGACCUGAACCGGCCGGCCCGCAGCGUCAGUCUCAAGGAGAAGGACCGCUUCCUGGAGGACAGCCCGUACGCCAACAUGUUCAGCUUCAAGUCCGACAAACUGUUCGGCAGCCGCUCCAUGCUCUUCAACCACAACCUGGAGGAGAGCAAGCGCAGCAAGUCGCUCUACCCCGACCACACCUCAGACAAUCCUUUCAUGCACUCUUUACGAGACGACACGCGCCUCUUCCACGGUCGCAGCUCCUCGGACAUUUACAAACAGUUAGCCCCCAUCAAAACACGAAACGAAAACAAUCUGCGGUCCUCCGUUAAGUCCACUGCGUCAUACUGCUCCAGGGAUGGCCGAAUACCCAAGGACAUGUACUUUACAGAGCAUGUAAUGCCUUAUGUAGCCAACAAGACCAGUGCAUACUCAGCUCCCCGGGUCCUCAAUUCAGCGCAGUUCAGCAAUAGAAGAGUGUAUAAGAAGAUACCUAGUCUUGAGUCAGAUGUUUAACGGCCUCUUUGUGUAGUUUAAAAGACAUAUAUACAUAUAUAUAUAUAAAUAUACAGUAUAUUCACUUAGGAUGCCAUAGCCACCUCCAUCUUAAAAUCAAAAAAAGUACCCGAAGUACUCUCUUUGCAGAUAUCACAUCCUUGUAAUGAAACAAGUUGGCCGCAUGGUGCUUGCCAAAGGUUUUCAGCAUUUUAAAAGUUACCCAGUCGGGG